Molecule: messenger RNA, 680 nt
Organism: Cucumis sativus (cucumber)
Lineage: Eukaryota; Viridiplantae; Streptophyta; Magnoliopsida; Cucurbitales; Cucurbitaceae
Exons: 1
Coding region: 39-479 (146 amino acids)
Source: RefSeq, a predicted model, not a curated record
CCACACUUUGGUGAUUCUAUUCAAAGAAAGGGGGGGAAAUGUCUAUUGUGAGAGAAGAAAUGAAAGGAAAAGCAGAAGUAUACCAUGGAGAUGAGUUAUGUCAAGAGAAAUCCAAACAAAUACUGAAAGAGGUAGGGCUUCCAAAUGGGCUUUUACCAUUGAAAGACAUAGAAGAAUGUGGGAUAUUGAGAGAAACAGGGUUUGUUUGGAUAAAGCAAAAGAAAAGCACAACUCAUAAGUUUGAGAAGAUUGGGAAGCUUGUUUCUUAUGCAAAUGAAGUGACAGCCAUUGUAGAGAAGAACAAAAUCAAGAAACUUACUGGAGUUAAGACUAAGGAGCUUUUGGUUUGGGUUUCAUUAAGUGAUAUUUAUGUUGAUGAACCACCUAGUGGGAAAAUUUCUUUCCAAACACCAACAGGGCUAUUUAGAACUUUUCCUGUCUCAGCUUUUCAAGUUCAAGACCAUGUCAAGGAGGUUUAGAUCAACUAAUCUAAUUUAUCAUCUCCUCUUUUUUUUUCAUGCUGUCUCUUCUCUCUCACUUUCAUGCAUAAAUGGAUGGUGCCAAUAUGAAAUAAAAAAAAAUGUUACGGUUUGUUUGGAAAGGAAUUCAAAUCUUGUUUUAUGUUCUUCAGAUUCCUUGUUUAGCAAAUAUGAAUAUGGUAGACUGUCUGGAUUAUGUAA